GACUUGACCUCGUCCUCAAGUCUCCUGUCCGGGACGGCAGAAUACCUAGAUCUAGAUCUAGGCCUACCUCAAGAUCUAGUCAAAUCCUUUUUCUCUGAAGAUAGAAUGGCAGCGUCUCUUUUGAGGAAAAGUGUCACAGGAGUUUUACAAGUCCCGAGGCUUGCAACAAACUUUUUAUUUUCCAAGUCUCUACCAGUUUUAGCUGUUGAACCUGCUAGGUGUGCUUCGAAAAAAGCUGGUGGUACAGUUCGUAACAAAAAGGGGAGAACCAAGAAAAAGUACAGGGGGCUUAAGGCUCAGGACGGAUCAUUUGUUCACUCUCACGACGUUCUAGCCACACAAUACGGCUUGCGGUUCUACCCCGGCGAGAACGUGCUCCUAGAUCCAGACUGCACCCUAAGAGCUGCGUAUGAUGGAAUUGUGGUCAUCUCGACAGAGACUUUGAACCCCUAUCCCGACAGUCCUCUGUAUGCACCCACUCAGAAUGGGCUUGUUUUGCAGAAAAAGUUCAUCCAUGUUAUUCCCACUCCUUUACAUGGAAAAUUCAGGCUUUUGUCGGAAACAUGAAUGAAUGCUUGAUUUUCUUUUUAUUUGUGUUUUUCAUUAAAAAUAACUAGAUUUUAUGGAAAAAAAA
Molecule: messenger RNA, 634 nt
Organism: Aplysia californica (California sea hare)
Lineage: Eukaryota; Metazoa; Mollusca; Gastropoda; Aplysiida; Aplysiidae
Product: 39S ribosomal protein L27, mitochondrial
Exons: 2
Coding region: 106-567 (153 amino acids)
Biological process (GO): translation
Cellular component (GO): mitochondrial large ribosomal subunit; ribosome
Molecular function (GO): structural constituent of ribosome
Source: RefSeq, a predicted model, not a curated record